AUGUCAAGUACAAUUACAGAAUAUACAUUCACUUGGCCAGAUGCAACCCCUAAUGAUGUCGUGUUUACAGGUUCGUUUGACGAUUGGAAAGGAUCUAUCCACAUGAACAAAGAUACAGCAAACGAACAGUUUUUUGUGACUUUUCCUGUUCAAGUUAGGGAGAAGUUCUUUUUUAAGUUUAUUGUUGACGGUGUAUGGUAUGUCAACAGAAACUACAAGACGGAAGUUGACUGGAGAGGGAUAGAAAAUAACUUUAUCGAUGACUGGGAUUUGGAACAGGUUAUGCCAAAGAGGGACACAGGUGUCGAAGUAGACAAUGUUGUCAACGAUGACGAGACUACUGAGAUUAGACAGUUGGAAGGUGAAUUGAAUGAGCUGAAUGAUGAAAUCCAAAUUAUUGAAGAGAAAUUUGUAACUGAGGUUCCACUUGAGGGUGAAGAUAAUCAUAUUUUACCAAUUUAUUCAAGCAAUGGCGUUUCUACUCCUCUAGAGAAAGAGAAAGUCGGAGAGGAACAACCUACUACAGUUGAGGGUGAACAGAAACAUGCUUCAAAUCCUGAGACAUCAGAAAAACCUACAUCGAAAAGCUCAGAUGGAACGAGUUCAAAACGAAGAAAAUAUAAAAUAAGAAGAGUUUUUCGCAAAAAUAAGAAAACUGGAGAAAGAGUCGAAAUAUCCCAAGAACUUAUUGAACUAAAAGAUGCAGAAAACAUGACAGAUGAUGGGUCCCUUACUGAAGAAGUAACACAUCAUGGUUUAGAACCAAACAAGGAAUUUAGUACGCCAGAAAUGGUUGCCGAUGCACCUUCAGAAGAUAAAAUUGAAAACCCUCUUGAAUCUGAGGCUAUUCAAAGUGAUGCGAUAGCUCAGAAAAUACUUGAGCCUGAGGUAAAAAUUAGUGAUACUCCAAAGAAUAGUGUUGAAAUCCCCUCAAUACAGGAGCCAGAAAAGAAGGUAAAGGAUGUACAAAUAAAUUCAAUGAAAGAAAAAAGCAAAGUAGGCAAGAAACCAAGCGCUAAAACAGGAACUAACUCGGCCGUUAAGAAUAGUAAACAAAAAACUCCAACAAACAAACCAAAGAGUACACAAGCAAAGAAACCAAUUAUCACCGGUGGCACUGUCAAGACAGAUACUGAGCCUGCAAAGAAAGGAAAGUUGGGAAAACUUAGAAAGAUAUUGUUUUGA
Molecule: messenger RNA, 1185 nt
Organism: Naumovozyma castellii
Lineage: Eukaryota; Fungi; Ascomycota; Saccharomycetes; Saccharomycetales; Saccharomycetaceae
Gene: MDG1
Product: Mdg1p
Exons: 1
Coding region: 1-1185 (394 amino acids)
Source: RefSeq, a predicted model, not a curated record